Cygnus atratus (black swan) is the source of this 2793-nucleotide messenger RNA. It is a transcript of the gene LIN7A, whose product is annotated as lin-7 homolog A, crumbs cell polarity complex component. Gene Ontology annotation, molecular function: L27 domain binding. Gene Ontology annotation, biological process: protein localization to basolateral plasma membrane; maintenance of epithelial cell apical/basal polarity; neurotransmitter secretion. Gene Ontology annotation, cellular component: MPP7-DLG1-LIN7 complex; cell-cell junction; synapse. The transcript has 6 exons. The record is from RefSeq and is a predicted model, not a curated record. Bases 89 to 745 code for a protein of 218 amino acids. Lineage: Eukaryota; Metazoa; Chordata; Aves; Anseriformes; Anatidae.
CUCCCUGCCAGCCUCCUCCCCGCCCUUCCCCGCGCCCCACGCCGCUGCUGGAGCCGCGCGUCACUCGGGCUCCAGCCCCGCCGCAGACAUGGCGACGCUGGCCGCCGUGCAGCCGCUCACGCUGGACAGAGAUGUUGCAAGAGCAAUUGAGUUACUGGAGAAACUGCAAGAAUCUGGAGAGGUACCGGUGCACAAGCUACAGUCCCUAAAGAAGGUGCUGCAGAGUGAGUUUUGUACAGCUAUCAGAGAGGUGUAUCAAUACAUGCAUGAAACCAUAACUGUUAAUGGCUGCCCCGAGUUCCGAGCCAGGGCCACUGCAAAGGCAACAGUUGCUGCUUUUGCUGCUAGUGAAGGCCAUUCACACCCGCGAGUGGUGGAGCUGCCAAAGACUGAUGAAGGCCUGGGCUUUAAUGUGAUGGGAGGAAAGGAACAAAAUUCACCUAUUUAUAUUUCUCGCAUCAUUCCUGGAGGAGUGGCAGAAAGGCAUGGAGGGCUCAAACGAGGGGACCAGCUGCUUUCAGUUAAUGGAGUGAGUGUGGAAGGGGAGCACCACGAGAAGGCAGUGGAGCUGCUGAAGGCGGCUAAGGACAGCGUCAAGCUGGUGGUGCGUUACACUCCCAAGGUGCUGGAGGAGAUGGAGGCUCGUUUCGAAAAACUGAGAACAGCACGGCGCCGGCAACAGCAGCAAUUGCUCAUUCAGCAGCAGCAACAGCAGCAAACUACACAGCAAAAUCACAUGUCGUAGGUUAUUCUCAAGAAAAAAAAAGCCUCGAUCAAGAAUGCAGUAAUCAAGCAACCAGAGCUGUACUUCAGUAUUCCAGCAAAAGGGAACAACUACAGGAACACAAAACAGAAUUCAUCUGGAGAAUGUACAGUUCAAGAAUAGUGUAGUUAAGACAGCCAUACAGAGGGUACUUUCAUUAUAAGGCUUUUCAGAACAUGGCAGUCACAGGUACAUACUACUUCUGUGACUCUAUGCCUAAUGAGAACGGCAUGGUAAGUAAACACUAUGAGACAGAGAAGUCCAGGGCUUCCAAAUAAUUUUGUUUGUUCUAAUCUUGCACUCCUUACUCCUACAAAUUGGCCAGUUGGCUUUCUCUAGUCAGUGAAAGUUUUGGUUUAAGGAGAUCAAGAUUGGCUGCUCUGGGGGACAAAAUCUUUCUCUACAGUUAUCUCCAGAAAUAAACUACAUCAUUUCAGAAUUUUGCCACAGACAUCAAACUCACACGUUGCGCUUCAUAGCCACUUUGUAAUUUAUAUUGUAGAGCUGUUUUAACCUAACUUCCUGUUUAUAAUUUUCAAUUUUCCCUCUGAAAAUAGCAAUUUACUAUAUUUAUAAAGUAUUCCAUUUGUAGAAGCAAUUAGCUUUUUACUCUUGGUGUUUCCAUAUAUUUUAUUAUGCAUCAACAGAGUGAGAAAGUUUUAGGUCAAUUUUAAUUUUAUUAGUAGUAAAGUUAGGGAAUCCUAGAACUGUAUUUUUAAAUGUAGGCAUUGCUUGUAUCUAUUAUAGCUACUAUUCAGAAAUCUAUAACUGGAUAUAUUAUAUAUUUAUUCCAUAAAAUAUAUAUUGUCUGAAUGUACCUGUUAGAGAAGUAGGGUCUUUGCUUAGCAUGUAUUGCAAAUGUAGUAAGCUAAUGUUAGCAAAAGACCAAGCUUUGUUUGGCAGAUAUUCUUGUGAUAGCAUAAUCUAAGCUUUUUUUUUGUAUUAUUUAAUUUAUUUUCCAGUCUAAUGUUAAUAUAUUUUAGAGAGGAGGAAGUGUAACUUGUUUCUUUUAAAACCCUCACGUUACUGUUUAAAUCAAUUUGAAGUUAAUAGUUCUGACUUUUUUUUUUAAACAAACCAAAUUGGAAUGCACAAACAAAACACAUAAUUAAGUUCUUAAGUUUACAUGUCUGCUUUUCCAAAGAAAAUAGUCAAAGCUGGAAGGCUUUAAAUGUCAUCUGCUUUCAAGAAAUUAAGAAAGUGGAAUCCCCAUAUUCUAAUAAAUGAUCAUUUAAAGCAUGCCUUCUGUGCUACAUUAGGAAACACUUGGGGGAGAAAAGAGCUUAGGGCAGAGCCCUACAGCCCUUGCAUAUUGAAAACUCUAGCUGAUGUUAGUGAACGUUUAGCAAUGCAAGGAAAGUAGAAAUAGUCUGAACCAGUGUUCUGGUUCUGAACUUGGAAAAAAGUCAGCAACAGAUAUUAUUUUGAAAGAUCUACUCUCAGAGGGAGGCAAAGCAAAGCAGGGGUAAUGGGCAGUAUCAUAUGUAUGUUAAAAAACAGAUGGAGGCUGGCCACCGGUCUUGACAGUGUUUUAUUAGUAUAAGUAGCAAUUGAAAAGAAAUUACUGUAUUUUUAAAGCCAGACAUCAUGAAUACAUGCAGAAAAAGCUCAUUUUAUACAGAAAAGUAAUUCUAUCCAGUGGCUGUUGGUGACAAUAUCAAUUAAGACAGUGGAGCUUGAGCACUACCAGAAUUAUAUUGUAUUGUGCUCUGCCCAGUGUCUUUUUAUACUUAAUAAAAUUGUAUGUACCUAUUUUAAAGCUGUUUUCUCAAACAGACACUGCUGUUAAUAUUGACAGUAUAUAACUUGUUAUUAUGACUACAUAAAACUGUUCUGUAUCUCAUCAGUAUGAUUUGAGUUACACUGAUAUUUGUACAUUUUCAGAGACCAAAUAUUAUUCAGAUUUAGUCAGCCCACUGUACUGCAUUUUUCCAGACUGCCUCUCCACCUCCUCCCCUCCUCUUCCUCAAAAAAUUUAGGUUUGAUGGAGUGGAAUGUGCUGAUUAAUAAAUUUCAAUAAUAGAAUGUCA